AUGAGAGAAAUAAUCCACUUACAGUCGGGACAAUGCGGGAAUCAAAUUGGAGCGAAGGUAUGCUAAAAUGUUUGUGCUUUUAGUUUUUUCUACAGAUAGGUUAUAAACGUUAGAUGAUUAUAUAGGAUUUAAUUCUUACAGACAAAAUGCGAUUCUGAAGAAAAUGUCUUUCGAUCAAUAGCAUAUAUAAUUAGUAUAUCGACAGUUAUUAUAAAAAUUAAAUCUAGCUAUUUGAGUAUUAUUGGCACUGGUCACUAUUUCAUAAACAUUUCAUGGUUAUAGUUCUUUCAUGGCAACAACGGGUCGUAAAAAUUGAAAAAAAUAUAUAUGUAAGAAAUGCCACUUCUAGGAUCGAGGUUUUUAAAAGUAGAAACUGAGUUAGCAUCCAUAUAUUCGCAGUUCUGGGAGACAAUUUCUGAAGAGCAUGGUAUAGAUGAAAGCGGCGCCUACAAUGGUCAAGAUGAUAUACAGUUGGAAAAAAUUGACGUCUAUUAUUCCCAGUCAGGAUGUAAGUAAUCCUAGCAUGAUAUUUCAAACAUACGACAUAACUGGUCGAGACUGCCAUUCCUUCUAUUUAAAAUUUCCACGCCCUUUAUGAUAAAUUCCAUGCAAAGUCAUUCAGUUACUGGUCGCACGAGAUGGUCAUUCAAUGAAUGUUGGUUCGUUUUCUCUAGAUGGUAAAUAUAUCCCUCGCGCCAUAUUGUUUGAUCUGGAGCCUGGUACCAUGGACGCGGUGCGAGCUGGUCCGUAUGGUCAAAAUUUCCGACCAGAUAACUUCGUGUUUGGUAAGAUGACGUAAUGGAAAUAUACCACAUAAUUCAAAGAAAACCUACUUAGCUUUGCUUAUAUAUACUGGAUAGCUCUAUCAGUUCUACACAAUUAUUUCUAGAGGUCCACUAAGGCCAUCCUUUUUGUUUGGUUUUUCCCAAAACUUAAUUGCUCUCUUUUCAGGCUAUAGUGGAGCGGGAAACAACUGGGCAAAAGGCCAUUACACCGAAGGCGCAGAAUUGCUGGACACUGUAUUGGACAAUGUACGCAGGGAGGCCGAGAACUGCGAGUGUUUGCAGGGGUUCCAGCUUGCCCACUCCUUGGGCGGUGGAACAGGCUCCGGCAUGGGCACAUUACUGAUGACGAAAAUCCGGGAAGAAUAUCCCGACCGGAUAAUGAACACCUUCAGUGUGGUCCCUUCCCCGAGGGUGUCAGAUACCGUAGUGGAGCCGUACAAUGCGAUAUUGUCGUUUCAUCAACUGAUAGAAAACACAGACGAGACUUUCUGUAUCGAUAACGAGGCUCUGUACGAUAUAUGUUUCAGGACUCUGAAACUUAAGACACCUACAUAUGGGGACUUGAAUCAUCUAGUUGCCUUGACGAUGAGUGGCGUCACCACUUGUCUCAGAUUUCCAGGACAGGUAAGUCUCGCAAUGCGUUGUGGUCUGGUUGAUUCGCUUAUCGUGGAAACACGAUGAUUACUUAUUUUGCAAAGCAGGAUUCUCAUCAGUGGAAAUAACUUGCGGAUUGAAUAAGUUAGUCUGUCAUGUCAGCAAAUAACAAGGUGUUGAACACUUGUCUACAAUUUAGGAGCGCGAGCAGUCUUGAAAUAGUCUUGUAGCAAGUCCGCGCUAGGCUUGUAAUAACUUGUUAACAGGCAGAGGACAAUCAGUGCAAAUACAACCCGAUAUCAACUUCUCGAAACAAACUAGUCUGCUGCAGGCAGGUAUGUUAAUAGUACGUUAAAGGCAACAAUAAUAUACUCCUUGUUUUCCAGUUGAAUGCUGAUUUGAGAAAACUGGCGGUGAACAUGGUACCAUUCCCACGACUUCACUUCUUCAUGCCAGGCUUUGCGCCACUCACCAGCCGUGGCUCGCAGCAGUAUCGUUCCAUGACAGUUGGCGAGCUUACACAACAAAUGUUCGAUGCUAAAAACAUGAUGGCUGCUUGUGAUCCUCGUCAUGGUCGUUAUCUCACAGUGUCUUGUAUAUUCCGUGGUAAGAAUGACAAUAAUAACAAGUUUACUUUACGUGGCUGACAUAUGACAACGAUUAGCUGGUAAAUUUCUGGUCCAAAAUUACCUACCUCAAUGCAAUACACUCCUCAAAAUUACCUAACUAAAUACAGUAUAUUAAUUGCUCGAAGUCGCGGUUUGCCAAAUUAAAUAUAAAAUGUCAGGUAAACUGAAGAAGAUUCGUUUCUUCCAAAACAAAAUGUUGUUCAUUCUAAGCUUGGGUGUUGUAUUAACUCAAUCAUUCUGAGAGAGUUAAUAACUAAACACGCCAUGUAAAAAUAGCAAACAAAUAGAAAUGAAAAAUAAUAUUCAUUUCUUUAAAGGUACUGUAGAUAUGAGGGACCAUUUUAUGAUAUAUUGCACACUUGAACUACAGAUCUGGCCUGCCCCCCCAAAAACAUAUGUUAGCCUUCUUAGACCAUAUAUAUAUUUUAUUUCGAACCCUGUGUGUGCUGUACCUAAAAGUGACCAAUGUCUUUACAAGGUAAAAUGUCCAUGAAAGAAGUCGAUGAUCAUAUGGUUCAAAUCCAGAACAGGAACAGCGCGUAUUUUGUGGAAUGGAUUCCGAACAAUGUGAAGACUGCUGUCUGUGAUAUCCCACCCCCCGGGAUGAGGAUGUCUGGGACGUUUGUUGGUAAUACAACGGCAAUACAAGAGUUGUUUAAACGCAUCAACGAGCAGUUCACGGCCAUGUUCCGUAGGAAGGCUUUCCUGCAUUGGUACACGGGAGAGGGCAUGGAUGAAAUGGAAUUUUGUGAGGUAAGAACAAUGAGCUUUAUUUACCACUGGGCCAUACAUUACGUUAACAGUUGUGUUUUAAGAAAUUAAUGAAAAAGAAGUGAUUUUAACUGAGAAAAUCGAGGAAAACGUUUAUGCAAAUCAGGAGAAUUUUGUAUAUGUGGAUACAAUGACACAUUAAACAUUGAUUUCUUUUGAAAUUCGUGAAUUAUUGAGUUUUACAAGCCGAUUUGAACCUGCAUGGGCAGAGAAAACUAUGGACUCGCAGUUAGCCCCCUACUAUAUAGAUUAAACGCCACUUACAAGAUUUUCCUCACUUCAUAGGCGGAGUCGAAUGUGGCAGACCUCGUGUCAGAAUAUCAACAAUACGAAGCCGAGGAAGAGGACGCUGAUCAUGACGAUGUAGAUUCUGAUAACGAGUUUUUUGCCUGAAAACGAAGAAAUGGACCUAAUGUAUAGUAUGGAUAUGGGAAUACUAAACACACUACUUAGUAGUAAUAAUGCCUGGUUUUCACUUGCAAAACAAGCAAAAGCUAAACAAAGCUUUUGUGCUCUCUCUUUUCCUCCAAGAUUUAGCCUGCGUGGCAGGCCCUCAGUUUUAUGGGGGCCUGAUUUGCAACGUGCAGGAUUUUGGCGGGCACGGGGGAGGAAUUAAAAACUGAGGCGCCUGCCACGCAGGCUAUCCAAGAUUAUACUCGUGUGUUGCAGGUGAAAACCCAGCUUGCGGGCAGCUCCAGAUCGCAGGCUAUAGUGAAGAUCAGACUGUAGACUCAGUAUGCAAUUUUCUUUUAAGAAGUUACUUUAACUAAGGACUGUAAAUUUAUCAUCGAAGGCCAAAUAAAAAAAGAUUACAUUACGUGACAGGGUCAUAGACAUCUUAUAUUACACUAGAUAGUGCAACUAAUUAUUCUACAAUUCAAAAAUUGAAGCCGUGAUUGCAGACUCGAUCAAGAUAUUCCCAUGAAAUGAGAAGAUUCGUAUGUUUACUAUUUCUUAAACACGGAAGUUAAAUAUUAAGGUAAACCUAUUCCAAAUACAUUUUUAAACUAUUCAAAUGAUGAAAGUUAUUGUUGUGUUUUAAGCGUUUAUUAGCGAGUGGGAAACUCCAACAUGGCCGCCAUCUAUCCAAAUGGGGGUAACCGCUGGAUUAUUCUUGGCUUCAAUUUUACUAAAAGAGAUGCGCUAUCUAGUCUAUAUAAGAUAUCUGUGGACAAGGUACCAGUCAACACGCUGUCCCACGAUUGCCUUGAACGGUCAUAUGUAGACAUUCAGUUAUAUCCACUGUCUUUGAUUUGCCACACAUGUUCAACAUACAGCACCGCUGCAGAUUCAGCACGCUUCGGAUUAAAGAACUCUGGCUGACUUCCUUAUGCGUAACUUUUUAAUAUACUCUUUCCGUAAUUACAUCACGAAUACUUCAUUGGCCUGGGAGCAUCGCUCUCAUGAAUCAAGACGAAAGACUAUUAGGUCACAAGAACGAGGUUCCCGGGCUAAAGAUGGACUUGUGACGCAAUAUCGAAAGGAUGUACUCACAUUGAAUAGUAUCUCAUAAUAUUAUUAUGAAAAUAUCAUACCUAUAUACAUGUGCUAAAUAACCCAAAUUUUAUAUAUACAAGUUUUCUAAAUUACCAAAUUUUCUAAAUUACUUUAGGGACCGGUCAUUAUUUAUGGUGGGGGGUGGCACCGAAGAGAAAUGUUUUUUGUGGGAAAAAUUUUGCUGACCCAACCAUUAAAAAGUCAAAAAUUUGAUUACCCAACCUCAAAUAUCAAUUAAAAAAUGAAUACCCACCCCUGGCCAAAACCUUUACAAAAGGUUACCAUUCAGUUGUCACACAUGUCCUUUUAAUUGCCACUUCUGUGACAUGAGUUUGAUAACGGCUUGUGAAAUUUUCUGCAAUCUAAAGUUUCAUAUUGUCUGCACUUGUAGUUUCUUUGGAGACACAAUUUGUCUCCUGACAAAUUGGAAAAUGAUGAAGAUAAUGACUUGAUUCACAUAUUAUAUUGACAUUGCUUUUUAGUCUCCAAUAUUUCAGUGAGUCAUGCUUUGGAAAUAACAAUAAUUUUUUUAUUACCCAAUCCUUGAGUUGUUUUGUUUUUCAUUUACCCAACCUUUUACUUACUCAAAAUUUAGUUUACCCAACCCUUUUCUCUUCGGUGCCACCCCCCACCAUAAAUAAUGACCGGUCCCUUAACACAACAGUUUCGGUCCAUAUCGGCUGUUCCCACUGGCAACACAAUAAGAGUCUCUCUCGAAGCAAGUCUACUUUAAACAUCAUACUAAGUUUCUUAGCAUUUUUAUACUUACACUUAUUUAAAAUUCGAACGAAACCCAACGAAAGCCAGAUAAAGCUAUCCACCGGAUAAAGCUAUCCACCGGAUAAAGUCAUCCACCGGAUAAAGCUAUCCCCGGAUAGUGAUUUUUUCAACCUUUGUAAAAUUGUUCGUUGAUAACCCGGAUUAAACAUUAGCAUUUAUAAAUUAAAGUUUCGUUUUAUUAAUUGUGAGCUCCAUAUUCGUAGUUUUAUAACUUUUCAAGCAAAUUUUCACAGCGGUUGAAAAAAUCACUAUCCAGUGGACAGCGCUAUUCAGCCGGCUUCCUACAACCGACCCCUGUACAUUAGCUGCCAAAUACAUGUGAUGCAUAAUAGGGUGCCACUACCUUCAGGAUUUCAAUAUCAACGCAUUACUGUAAGUUUCUGCCUAUCAGUUUUUCUUAUCAAAAAUACCGAAACUAAACAACUCAGUUCAACUUAUCUGCUUUUUGUACUUUAUGAAUCGAACAAGAUUAGUCCUCGCUGUAUUUACAAUUGGGAUACGAUCUCCAAGAGUAGAUCUUUCUUUCUUUACC
Paramuricea clavata is the source of this 5588-nucleotide messenger RNA. The record is from the annotation of a GenBank genome assembly. NCBI's taxonomy places the organism in Eukaryota, Metazoa, Cnidaria, Anthozoa, Malacalcyonacea, Plexauridae.